This is a messenger RNA of Rhineura floridana, 6549 nucleotides long. RefSeq names its product lamin B2 (gene LMNB2). Bases 290 to 2125 code for a protein of 611 amino acids. Lineage: Eukaryota; Metazoa; Chordata; Lepidosauria; Squamata; Rhineuridae. The transcript has 12 exons. The record is from RefSeq and is a predicted model, not a curated record.
GCUAGUUGAAGAACCAAACGAAAAUGUUUUUUGACGAGCGUGAAAAUUAAAACGCCCACAGAGAGCAAUCGCCUCCAGGCCACAAAAGGACGGGCAGAACUACACCCCCCAGGGUGCUUAGCGGCGCGCAGAGGGCGCGAGCCCCUCCCUUUCCGACGGGCUCCGUUUCCCGUGGUGCCCUGCGCGAGGCGGUGACGUCCCCGAGUUCGGCGCGCGGGGCCGCCAUUUUGUGCCUCGCUCCCGACUCGCCGCUCGUGCCGGCAUCGAAUGUGCCGCCGCCGCCGCCGCCAUGUCGGCCUCCGCCUCCGCCGCGCCUCCUGCGCCGGGCGCCCCCCGCGCGCGCUCCUCCUCCCCCCCCUCCGCGGGGACGCCUCUGUCCCCGACGCGCCUCUCGCGGCUGCAGGAGAAGGAGGAGCUGCGGCAGCUCAACGACCGCCUGGCGCACUACAUCGAGCGCGUGCGCGCCCUCGAGCUGGAGAACGACCGGCUGCUCCUGCGCGUCUCCGAGAAGGAGGAGGUGGUCACGAGGGAGGUGACUGGCAUCAAGGCUCUCUAUGAAUCGGAGUUGGCGGAUGCCCGGAGGGUUCUCGAUGAGACGGCCGGAGAGAGGGCCAAGCUCCAGAUCGAAAUAGCAACGCUCCGAGCCGAGCUCGCUGAGCUCACUAAGAGCUACAAAAAGAAAGAUGGGGAGUGGUCCACGUCUCAGGGCCGCAUCAAGGAGCUGGAAGUCCUCUUCCACCGAAGUGAAGCUGAACUGACGGCCACCCUGACUGAGAAGCGCCACCUGGAGGCCGAGGUGGCUGACCUGCGUGCCCAGCUGGCCAAGUCAGAAGAUGCUCAUGCUGUGGCGAAGAAGCAGCUGGAGAAGGAGACGCUGAUGAGGGUGGACCUGGAGAACCGCUACCAGAGCCUCCAAGAGGAGCUCGACUUCAGGAAGAGCGUCUUUGAGGAGGAAGUGAGGGAGACGCGGAGGCAGCACGAGCGCCAGUUGGUGGAGGUUGGCAGCAGCCGCCAGCAGGCGUGUGAGUCCAAGCUUGCCCAGGCCCUGGAAGAGCUGCGCAGCCAGCAUGAGGAGCAGGUCCAUCUCUACAAGCUGGAGCUGGAGGAGACCUACCAGGCCAAGCUGGAGAAUGCAAAGCUGAGCUCUGCUCAGAACGACAAAGCCGCCUGCGCUGCUCUGGAGGAGCUGAAGGAGGCCCGCGUGAGGAUCGAGUCGCUCAGCUACCAGCUCUCUGGGCUGCAGAAGCAGGCGAAUGCUGCCAAAGAGCGGGUCCAGGAGCUGGAGGAGCUGGUGGCUGGCGAGCGAGAGAAAUUCCGAAAGCUGCUGGAUGCCAAGGAGAGGGAGAUGGCUGAGAUGCGGGACCAGGUGCAGCAGCAGCUGAGGGAAUACCAGGAGCUCCUGGACGUCAAGCUGGCCCUGGACAUGGAGAUCAGUGCUUACCGGAAGCUCCUGGAAGGGGAAGAGGAGAGGCUGAAGCUGUCUCCGAGCCCUCCGUCCCGCAUCACGGUUUCGCGGGCCACCUCCUCCUCCUCCUCCAGCGGCACUUCGGCCGUUCGCUCAUCUCGGGGGAAACGCAAACGCCUGGAAGCCGAGGAGCUGCUCUCCGGUGGCAGCGGUGCGAGCGGCCUCGGUACCGGGAGCAGCGGCAGCACCUUCCAGAUGUCCCAGCAGGCCUCUGCCAAAGGCAGCGUCAGCAUUGAGGAUGUAGACCCAGAAGGGAAGUACGUCCAGCUGAAGAACCGCUCUGACAAGGAUCAGUCUCUUGGGAACUGGAGACUGAAGAGACAGAUCGGAGACGGAGAGGAGAUCGCUUAUAAAUUUACUCCAAAGUACGUCCUCCGUGCUGGGCAGACGGUCACAAUCUGGGCUGCUGAUGCUGGGGUGGCUCACAGUCCGCCUUCGGUCCUUGUGUGGAAACACCACAGCACCUGGGGCACCGGAGCCCACAUCCGCAUGUACCUGGUGAACUCCGAGGGAGAGGAAGUUGCUCUGAGGAGUUUGACUCAGUCGACUGCCACGCUGCAGGACAACGGGGAGGAAGAGGAGACGGACUUCGGAGAGGAAGACCUCUUUCACCAGCAGGGGGAUCCCAGGACGACAUCCAGAGGCUGCGCCGUCAUGUGAAAGGAAGCCCACUCGGCUCUUCUUUUCUCCUUGAUUUGCUCUUUGUUUUGUUUUGCCCAAAGUCACUGAAACUAUUUUUAUCCAUUGCAUACGAUAUCUCCUUCUUUUUUGCCUAUUAAAAUGCAGUCGGUCGCUCGGAACAAUUUUUAAAGAGAGAACUGGAAUGGGCCAUAACCGCCACCGUGUUUUGAUGUUUCCGUUCCCCCUCGGAAUGCCACUAGGUGACUGUGUCGUCUUACCUGCAAGACGCCGCUCCAGGAGUUCCCAGGGAAGAAGAUGCCCCUCCUCCUCUGGUCCUCCUCAGUGGAAGGUCUGUGGCCUGGGAAAGGACAGGUGACCUUUUGGCCUUUGCCGGUGGCCCCUCAUCACACCAACUCCGGCCCUUGUGUUGCUGCGUUGCGGCUGAGCUGGCAGCGUGGGGCCCCCGGGCGUACCUCUCCCUGAGCUCUUACGGACAGCCAGAGGCAUCUACAGCAGUCUUCACUGGUUGUGCAGAUAACGUCGUUGCAAAUGUGAGACUGAAUAACAUUUUUAUGGAAUUGACGCAAGAAACGAGCAUUUGGGCGUGGCUUGGCAAGAGGCAUGCCAAGUGAUUUUUACGCCUGGAAAUUGUCAGCCAGAAUGGCUGUCGAAACAGUUUGGACAGCUCUGCAGUGCAGGUGGAGUUCUUAAAAGCUGAGGUGAACAGGGGAGAUCCUUUUUGCAGCAUUGAAUUGGGGUGGGGGAGAACGGGGGACCAGCCUUGUGUGGGAGGUUUGGCCUCCAGUCCAUUUGGAAAACCUUCUCUUUCUUGUAUUUUCUCCUGUAAAGGAGGUCUUCUUGACUUGACAUCGCAAUCCUAACCAUGUGUGUUCGGAAGUAAGUCCUGUUUAAUUCGGUAGGGUUUACUCUCUGGUAAGUGGGGUUAGGUUUGAAGCUGGUUACUUUCAGAACGAUGCUGGAGAUAGAGGUGUAUCUAAUGAAGUCAGAGGGGGCCCAUUGCAAGGAAUGGGCUUGACCAACUUGUACUGCAUUGAUUUCAGUGGGUCUAACUCUGCCUAGGACUUAACUCAGAUAGGACCCAUUAUCCUGCAACGGGAUCUUGUCUGCUGUUUGGAAGUCUAGAUCCUGGUGAUUCAAAAACUCCGAAGUUCUAGGAAUUAUUUUUCUGGCUGAAGCUGUUUUCCCUGAAUGUCCAAGCUGCUGAAACGAGCCCCAAUAAUGUGAAAAAUGUUCUUGUGCUGCAGGUGGGAAUGUCCAGUUCCAGAGGCUGAUUAUGGAAGGCGGGUGGGAGCCUGUGUCGGAUGUUGAGAUUCAGAUAUGAAUCCGGAGUAACUCUACCCUUGCCAACUCAAAGCAAACAGACAGAAAUAAUUAUGGGUCUGUUUCUGUUGUCACUGAAGAGAAGCAGUUGGGAUUCCCACCGUUCUGCAUCUGGCGCAGUGUCCCUCUAAGAUGCUGGCUUUGAAGAAGCUCCCUCAGGGCUGCCUUGUGGGGGCAGCAGGGAAGGCAAGAUCCGGGUGUGUUCAGCUGUGUGCAAAAGGCCCCUUGAGGGCUGCACCUGACCUGCAUUAUUUCCACCAUGGGUGGCAGUGGAGGGUUUUUUGGGGGGGCUGUGGGGGCAAGAUGCUCUCGCUGCUCUUCCCUCCUCCCCCUCCCGGCCACUGCCCAUUCCCUUGUCUCGUUUCCCCUCCCCCUGAUCUGCACCAUGUCCCAGAGGGGGAGAGGAGAAGGGGUGAGGAGAUGAUUUAUUUGGAGGGGAUGGGGAGCAACCCCCCGGGGCAUGGUGGGGGCCCAAAGAUGCCGCAUCUCCCAACCAAUGGUGCGGUGUUCUGGAUGCUGUGAUUCUCAGCUGAAUGUCCGCAUCCUGCCACGGUGGGUUGGGCUCUUUCUGCGGUCCUUGAUCUGUGGUGGCUCUUCUUCCCCUGCGUCCGAGUCAUCCCUUGAUUAUCAAGAGCAGGGAAGGGCCGUGUCUGUCUGGAUGGACACCCAGAGAUGCCUUUGGCUAAAUCCCAGAAGCCAGCCAGUCGCAGGCCCUGCUUGCUGCGAUGGAGGAUUGGAGCUUCCGAUGUCCCAAUGGAAAGGUCUGCGGAACCCCGGCAUUGCUGCAGCGUAAACAGGGCUUUGGCUCAUCCCCCUAGAUCAUCUUCAGUGGCACUUGGCUCCGGCCAGUGAGUAGCCUGGGCCGGAGGGCAGAGAGAAUGCCGUCAUGACGGCUUUGCUGCAGCGCAAGUUGGGUGGGAGUUGGUAGGACAGGGAACAAAAUGUCAAUCUUCAUGUCUGUCUAUAUUUUAAAAUUUAAGGUGCUUGUGUUCCACAGACAUUCCAAUGCCAUGUGGUGUGUUAAUUCCCAAUGUCCAAUUACUGAAAAGCGUUUCAGAUUUAGAAGUUCUGCUUUGUUUGAUUGAGCUAGUAGUGCAAAAGCCCUCUUCUUCUCUACCCCCACCCCAUCCCCAACAUCAUCCUCAGCCUGCUCAGCUGGAACAGGCGGCUGAGGAUGUACGUCUCAGUGGGUCUUGCUGUUUUGUCGCUCCGAGGCCUGUUUCUCAGGCUCAGCUCAAAAGCUCCUUUCCCUCCACCCUUAUUCACUGCUACACCUGGGGGGGGGGGGCUGCUUUUCAAAGGCAAGUCCUGGGACUGGCCAGAGUUGUUGUUCUGUGAAUAUUAAAGAUGUGAACAUGCAAAUGUGCUCCUGGGUUCAGCAGGCAGGUCGGCCCGUGCAGCCGGAGCCACUGGAGGGGGGGGGCUGAGGGGGCUCAUGUGAAUCUUCUGCAUACCUGAGCCAGGGACCUUUUGCAGAGUCCCCAGUCGCGGGUCCAGACACGGCUUCUUGCCUUGGACUCCCCCCUCCCCCCAUUUGUCAGGGCAGGAUGAUGGGCUGGGUUCAGGUCUGUGGCUGUGUUUUCCCUGUUGUUCAAAACUCAAUUCCAGAAAAACGUCCCAUGGAAAUGGCUGCCAGCGCUGAGGGAAGCUGCUUCCAGCUGUCUUCCGGGGUGCCCUGAAUUGGGAGCUGAUGGCCAUGACAGUCCUUCAGGCGGCCAAAGGCUGACAGCACGUCGGGGCCUUUCCUUGGCCAGUGGCCUUACAGCUGGGACCCCAAACUGUGUAUCUUCCUGCCUCAGCCUGGCUGGCUUUCUGGCCUUGGGCGACCCAGUUGUUUGUUUUUCAGGCCCGUUCCUCUAGGCCCCACUGACAGUCUCUAGCUGGAAGGUUUGCACCUUUGACUUUGCACCCUCCGUCCUCUCCCCACACCUUUUUUUCCUGGUCCUGACCCCAUGAUGCGUUUGCCCUCACAGCCGUUCUUGUUCAGCAUUCAGAGCAGUGGCUGCCCCUCCCUCAGGCCAUCUUCUGACUCUGCUCCUCCAUAGGUCUUUGCAAGUACCUGGUUGUCCAGCGGAUAUCCCUGCUCUUCCAUGCUUCAAAAAGCUGCUUGGAACUGGAGACGCCGACUGUGGCCUCUCCGUAAAGCCAGGUCUCACUGUCUUGAUCCUCCCUUCUCUCCCCCUGGGGUGUGCUCAAUUUCCACGAAAGAUAAAGGUAUCUGCCAGUCCAGAUGGUGGAAAUCAAAGCUUUGGCUUUGAGCAGAGAGUUGUGUUUGGCUAUGACCUGAGCGACAGAGUUUUCCUUGCUCUUAAAAUGCUUUCCUUUUUAAAAAAAACAAAAAAACAUGCAGUUUAUUUUCUCUAAGCUGGUAAUUACAUAUGAUUAUUAGAAAUCUUAAUGCUGCCUUGAAAUGCUAAAGUCUAAACUCUUUAUGAAAAGAAUAGUAUGAAGCCCUGGAUUCUCUUGCGUGUGGGAGGAUUUUAUUUAGAGACCUUCAGCUGCAUCUUCCUGCAGUCACAGCGGUGGGAUGACUUUGGGAGCAUUUCCCUCAGGGCCUCGCAAGAGUCUCGCGAUGUCUGCCUGACCCUACGGACGCUUUGGUGGGUGCAAACUCCUCAGUGCUGUCACCGUCCAUUUCAAGUGAGUCUUUUGCCCAGGUUGGGAGGGGAGCAGCACUAGCUCUGUCCUCCUCCCAAAAGAAAGGAACCCUUGUGUGUCUGAUGUCCUCCUGAGUUACACUAAAUGCACCAGCAAUAAGCUCUUUCAAACUCUACAGAAAUGUUACAAACGUUGCCUUUAUUUAUACACUAGACAUUUCCUUAUUAGAACUCUAUUUUUGUAGCAGUGAGUUUUUGACCUGCAGUUUUUGUUUUUGAAACAUGGGUUAGUUUCCUUUAUAACUCAUGUGCAGCAGGAAAGGCUCAAACUGAAGGCAUUGGGAGAGAUGAGGCUGGCAAUCGCGUGCUUAUGGAGGAGAUCUGGUCUAGACUUUACCAUUUUAAACUGGUUUUGCUUUAUUAUGGAUAUGCAUGCCAAAUUCUGUCUUUUUCAGUGUUUUGUAAUAUGCAUUUUUUGACUGGAAACCUUUUGUACAACACACUGCAAUAAAUGUUUUGCAUUUU